AAGCCGAGGAGCUGGUUUCUUUCUGAAUACCAAGGAAUAUUUGGCAGAUACAGAAGAAACUUUGAAGCCGGGGAGUUGGUUUCCUGCUGUUGCCCAAUGCUGCUGAAGGACCACUGUCACUUACCAGAAGAAUGAAACAAACUUUCACAAAACGUGUCAACAUAUCAUUACAAAAUUGAGUAUAUAAGGAGAGUUUGAUUCGAUAAGUAAUAUUCAUCACCUAAAAGUUAUAAUACACUAGUGAAAUGGAUGUUAUCUUACCAAGAACUAAUAUUUUCUUACAUACAAGUACAGAAAUCGUUCAUUAAGAUAGUUACAAGAUAUUAAAGCAGAAAUCCAAGAUGGCUGGUGAAUUUAUGUCAACCCCGAGUUGGCUUACAGUAGAAGUAGAUGUAGUAAACACAUCUUUGUUUGGCAACACCUCCAGCAACGAGACUCAGUUUAACUGUACCACAGACCCGCCAAACUUCUUCUUCUUGACGCAAAUUCUCUACGCUCUUGUCUGCAUCGUGGGUCUCUUCGGAAACUCGUUAGUCAUCUACGUCGUGUUACGCUUCAGCAAAAUGCAAACAGUUACUAACAUGUACAUUGUCAACUUGGCAAUCGCUGACGAAUGUUUCCUGAUAGGAAUUCCAUUCUUAAUCGUCACGAUGAGUCUUCAAUCCUGGGUGUUUGGAGAGAUAAUGUGCAAGAUUUACAUGACUACGACUAGCAUCAACCAGUUCACCAGUAGUAUAUUUCUCACGAUUAUGUCAGCUGACCGAUAUGUAGCAGUAUGUCAUCCUAUUUCCGCUCCGAAAAUUCGAACUCCGAUGAUUUCUAAAGUGGUUUCAUUUUCUGCUUGGACCGCCAGCGUAUUCCUGAUGAUUCCAGUCGUGAUGUACUCCAGCAUAAUGAACAACAGUUGCAACAUAAUUUGGCCCGAGAUGGAAAAUCUUAGUGGGCAGACCGCGUUCACUCUGUACUCUUUCAUUUUAGGGUUCGCCAUCCCACUGAUGCUUAUAUUCUGCUUUUACGUGCUCGUGAUUAGAAAGCUGAGGACAGUUGGGCCUAAAAACAAAUCAAAAGAGAAGAAAAAGUCGCACAGGAAAGUAACAAAGUUAGUACUCACUGUCAUCACUGUUUAUGUAGUCUGCUGGCUGCCCUACUGGAUUACACAAGUAGCGUUGAUUUACACACCACCGAAACAAUGCCAAUCCCACUUUGCCAUCACCAUCUUCCUCCUAGUAGGAAUCUUAAGCUACUCAAAUUCAGCCAUGAAUCCGAUUUUGUACGCUUUCCUGAGUGACAACUUCAAGAAGAGUUUCCUGAAGGCCUGCACUUGCGCUGCAGGAAAGGAGGUGAACGCGACUCUUCACAUGGAGAACAGUGUUUUCCCCAGGAGGCAUAACCGUGGAGGCUCCGAGCGGUUGAGGCCUACUAAAGGUCCUACUGCCAUCAUCUGCCAAGGGGGAGCGGACGACGAGCACGGCGAGACUGGACCUUUAGUCAGCAAGACGGAUCACUCCACAGCGAUGACGUCACGCUCCAAUGUCACGGUGACUAGUGACACCAAAGAUAGCGCGGUGACUACGCCGGUGAAGAACGGAGUGAAGAUCAUCCUUCCUCCGACCAACCUCUAGGACACAUUCUCCUCCAGGGACACAGUGGUCAGUGGUGUGCUGGAGAGUGCAAUGUAACCUGGAGGAUCUUCUGACUACACGAAAUACUGUGAUAACCAACCAAACGUGAAAUGGCUCUAAUAGUCGUUACCAAAGAAGCUAUCAUAAGUUAUGUCUUGUUUAUGUACCAACAAUCUUUCGUUGACUCUCUUUUUGAUUAAAUGUACGCCGAUUUAUUUGUACUAUAAUGCUGAAAACAUUGUGCUGUUCAUUAACGACCACCACAAAAACAGUAUUAUAUAAAUUGAUACAAACGUACAAUUAUUUUCAAUGAUUUUUACUUUUUUACUUUUUAACGAAAUGUAAACAUUUGUUUAUAAUGUUUGACAAAUAUUUUGAUAUUACUUUGAUUUUAAUGUACAGAGACUGCUAAGAUAUACGAUACUGUUGUUGUAUGUGCAGUAGAAUGUGGAUAUUAUUUAUCUGGUCUCUCUCUUCAACAAUUAGUACCGAGCCCCGUACAACAUUUUGUUGAAGAGGAAGAUUAAUUCAACUUGUGUAUUUUAAAAUUCAAAAUAUUGGACUUUUAGGUGGAACAUGUAAUCGAGAUGUUUUUUAUUAGCAGCAUUCAAUGAAUAAUACAACAUUUUAAUCGAAUUCCGGAUAGAGUAUUGAGAACAUUCUCACAAAAAUUUUAAAUCCAAAAUUAAUAAUGUUAUGUAUUUUUUUCAGUAGCAAAUAGAAAAACUUAAAAUAAAUUUCAAGACAAACGACUGUUUUUUUUCUCUCUACAAAUCGCAAUAUUACAUGAAAAGAGGCUUAAAAAAGCUCUGUGGAAUCAAAUUCUUAUAAAAGUAUUUUUUUCUUUAUAACAAAAUUUAUUUAUACCUUGUGAUAUUUUAUUUACAAUAUACUCUAUAGUAUUAAGUAUGUGAUUUUAGAUCGUAGGGUUACGUGUAAGUCAAUUAAACGUCUGAGUAUAUGUUUAUUUCCAUGAGAAACCGUGUACAGUGUUAAUAGAUGUGAAAUCGUUUAUUUAAACUCCUGACCAUAUCAUAAUUUAAAAUAAGGGUGUUAAUGUGAAAAUCAUUGUUAAGACAUUCUUUCGAUGUAAAAUCCAUUUUCAACCACGAAACGCUUAUUGUAAAUACAUCAUUGUCGACUUUUCCUCAAAAGAGAAUUAAUAUGUAUAUUUCAAUCAUGUUUUUAUAAUUUUGAAUCCUGCACAUAUUAUUGUAGUGAUAGUUCAUCGAUUGAAGAAGUAUUGGAUGCGAAUCAAGUAGUAAAUAUUCUUUUAAGAUGGAUUAUAUUCAUUCUUUUGAUUAUUUUAUGGUAAAUAUAAUUUAUUGAAAGUGCAAUGUUAUGAUAAUCUAAACAAAAAUCAAGCCAGAUCGUGGUGAAUGUAUCUGGCCCAAGAAACUAAUUUUUUACUCGUUUUCAUAGUCAACAACAGUUUGAAGCUUUACUGCACAGAAGAAGUAUGUUAAAUUAAAAAUUAUAUUCCAUUGUGCAAAGUUAAUAAUCCAACAGUAUUGACAUAUAACAUAACCAUUCAAUCAAGGAUUAGUUUGUUGGGUAUAUUUUAUUUCCAUACCCAAAGGUAAAAUAUUUGGCUUUUCUACACUCUUUAAGAAUGUAUUUAAAUCAGUUUCUUGAUAGUAGCAAUGAUUAAAUUAUUCAAAUUUGUGAUUAAAACUGUUAAUAUGGCAAAAAUAAACAUAUUUUGUACACUAAAAAUAAUAUUACGUAUUUUUUUCUUAAAUUUAUAUUUACCACUUUUGUGCAAGGGAACUGUCUAGGCCUAAUCGGAUUCAACUCGUUUCUUACUUAGAUUACUAGGUGUGUCAUCUACAAGUAUUAAAUUACUGUUUUCUGGAUGUAAAAGAAAUAAAGGUUUAUGUAUACAUGUAUGAGUACGACAUGUGCUUAAAAAAGCAGGGUAUUAGUUGUAAAAAUGUAAUUUGAAAUAUACUAUAUGCUCAUUU
Messenger RNA from Macrosteles quadrilineatus (aster leafhopper), 3586 nucleotides. RefSeq names its product somatostatin receptor type 2-like. Gene Ontology annotation, cellular component: neuron projection; membrane. The record is from RefSeq and is a predicted model, not a curated record. Bases 342 to 1622 code for a protein of 426 amino acids. The transcript is spliced from 4 exons. Gene Ontology annotation, biological process: G protein-coupled receptor signaling pathway. Gene Ontology annotation, molecular function: peptide binding; somatostatin receptor activity. NCBI's taxonomy places the organism in Eukaryota, Metazoa, Arthropoda, Insecta, Hemiptera, Cicadellidae.